UAAAAUAACGGAAGCGUCGUCACACUUUCAUUUAGGAGUUUACUUAACAGAUUUCUGCUUUAUUUUAUGGAGAGCAGAGGUUUGUUUGUUUACAGGUGCUGGUGAGAGCUCUCUGCUGCCAUGUCUCUGUUUGCCUGUGAGGAUCCAGCCACAUGGAGGGGUGUGUACGGGAAAUACUGGGAUGUAGUGGAAGCCAGAUCCAAAGGCAAGAAACCCGGAAAACUGCUGAACCUUGAACAGUGGUACCAAGAGGAGCUGCCUACCCUCAUUUCAAGUCGACCUGACAAAUUUGUCACUCAGUCAGAGCUGGUGAAGCUGAUGGAGUGGAAGCUCACUAGAGGGAAGUUCAGGCCGAGGCUGCAGCAGCUGGUGGCGUCCAACAGUGAGGACACCGUUGAGAAAUGUUCCAGAAAGGCCUUCAGCCUCCUGCCUGAUGUGCAAGCAGCGAUCGCAGAGCUCAGCUCCCUGAAAGGAGUCGGCCCGGCCACCGCUUCAGCUGUGUUGGCGGCAGGAGCUCCAGAACAGGCUGCAUUCAUGUCAGACGAAGCCAUGGAGAGUGUACCGGGACUGAAGCCCAUCCAGUACACAGCCAAACACUACACUCUCUACCUGGGCAAGAUGGUCGAGUGCACUGAAAAACUAAACAAAGUGGAUCCCCAGCAGGACUGGACGCCCCACAGACUGGAGCUGUGUUUGUGGGCGUUUACCACAGCCAAACAGCAGCAGCUCCCACUUCUAAAGGACGUUGAUGUGAAGGCCGGCAGUGUGGCGGAAAAGUGCUCCGACGCUGACCAGAGACCAACGAAGAAGCUCAAAACAAGAUAGAAAAUAUUGCACAGUAUUUUUGACAUUAAAUAUGCUUUAAUAUGUGGUGUUUUUUUUGUAUUUUUCCAAUAUAAUAAAGCCUUUUUAUCAGAGA
Messenger RNA from Plectropomus leopardus (leopard coralgrouper), 919 nucleotides. RefSeq lists its product as uncharacterized. Lineage: Eukaryota; Metazoa; Chordata; Actinopteri; Perciformes; Serranidae. The record is from RefSeq and is a predicted model, not a curated record. Gene Ontology annotation, molecular function: DNA binding.